Molecule: messenger RNA, 645 nt
Organism: Desarmillaria tabescens
Lineage: Eukaryota; Fungi; Basidiomycota; Agaricomycetes; Agaricales; Physalacriaceae
Exons: 3
Coding region: 82-645 (187 amino acids)
Source: RefSeq, a predicted model, not a curated record
GGAGGUUUUUGCGGAGCUUUAAAGAGUUGAUACUAAAGAUUUUCUUCCUUUUCCUUUUCUUCCUUUCCAUGUAACCCACCUAUGUCUCACUCUCAAUUCACUAUUUUCUCUGUUCACGACGAGCUUGUUCGGUACUUGUUCGACAGUUAUCUGUUCAACUCUAUAGUGUCAACGUCAUGGCUGUCUUCCCGUGGGCUGCUGACAUCCCGUUCUUUGGAACUUGUUGUCCAUUGCCGAGGAGAGCAUGGUACUGUCAUGUUAACCAUGCGAUUCCAGCCGUCCAGGAUCCCUGACAACGACAUCAUUUUCGGUCGUGACUUCUCGGUGUUGUAUCGCGAACUGUACCCGAUUUAUGGCUCCAUUGAUGGUGUGUUGCAUGACUCCACCGAUGAUGCCAUUCCUGUUCGUUGUUUUGACAAUGUUAUCCCAAGGGAUAUCAAUUCGGCGAUUAAUCCAUCUUCCUCGACCGUCCUGUCUGUGACAGGUGCUUCCGCUGAUAUGCCUGGUAUCAGGCUACCCGUAGAUUUUGCGAUUUUACAUCAGUUUAUGCAAUCUACAAGCGGUACAGAGGGCUACAGUGGAGGCUUCGCGCUGAAACGACAUCUCGAAGAGUCAAUUCUACCAGCCGUCAACACGCCAAGCUAA